AUGGAUUGGUACCAAGCAAAUCGCACUUGUGCCGAGUCACGAGCAAACCUAGCUAUCCCAAACUCUCAAUCCGAACAGGAUGACAUAUGGGAACUAUUCCUGAAGGAACCUGAUCUGACACGAGACGACCAUCUUUGGAUUGGUUGCAAUGACAUAUUGGAGGAGGGAAACUGGCAGCACUGUCCGUUAAAGGUUGAAACCAACGCCUAUGAGAAUUGGGCGGAUGGAGAGCCAAACGACUCAGGAGAUGGUGAAGAUUGUGGGGUCCAAAUCAAGUGGAGGGGUGGUACAUGGAACGAUGACGACUGCGAAAACUCUCACUUUGCCGUAUGCGAGCUCCCUGUUAGCAGUGGUGGCCGCCUCACUCCUCAGUGCCUGCUACACCACGCCAUGGAGGAGAUGAUCGGGGAAGGCGUCGGAUCAUGCGGGAAGGCUUGCCGAUCACACCCCCGAUGUCACUCCUUCAAUCUGCCUAAACAAGCUGGAGGGAAGAUGGUUUGUGCAUGA
This is a messenger RNA of Asterias rubens (European starfish), 507 nucleotides long. RefSeq names its product hepatic lectin-like. Bases 1 to 507 code for a protein of 168 amino acids. The transcript has a single exon. The record is from RefSeq and is a predicted model, not a curated record. NCBI's taxonomy places the organism in Eukaryota, Metazoa, Echinodermata, Asteroidea, Forcipulatida, Asteriidae.